AUGGGACAGCAGGUAUCAACGGAUGGGGCGACUGAAUAUUCGGUCGAAACACCAUUUGGAGUAUUCAAAGGAUUGACCAUCCGUGACAAGGUAACUAAGGAGCCAAUGUGUUAUCGGUUCACAAAUAUAAGGUAUGCCAACCAAGUAGAACGAUGGAAAAUGCCAGAAAUGGUUUCGGACAAUUACGACUAUUCCAAGGAGCAAUAUAAGGAUUUCGGUAAAGUAUGUCCUCAGCCUCUAAUAACUGAACCAAAGAUUUCUUUUUUGAAUAAUGUGGCAGAGAUGUCUGAGGAUUGUACAUAUUUGAACAUCUGGGCUCCUUUCUCCAAUGACCUUCAAAAGCUGGAUAUUAGCGAAGUCUCAAAAUUGCCUGUUCUUUUUUAUAUACAUGGAGGUUGGUUACAAUAUGGAAAUGCCAACCAUUCCCUGGUUAUGGAUCCCAGGUCCCUUCUAGCUAGCGAUAAGUUUGAAAAGUUUGUAAUCGUUGCACCUGCUUAUCGCUUAAAUUCACUAGGGUUUAUGAGCUGCUCAGAUUUAUUAAGUGAAGAUCCACUCAAUUGCAAUUUUGGCUUCUGGGAUCAGAGAACUGCAUUGUUAUGGACAGCAAAAUAUAUCAAGUAUUUUGGAGGUGAUUCUUCUAGGAUUACAGUCGGAGGUUUGAGCGCAGGUUCCUAUUCAACUUUUUUUCAACUAGCAUAUGAACUUUACCACCCUGAAGAAGACCAACUAAUCAAGCAGGUAAUUUUUUUCUCUAACUGUUUGUCUGUCCAGCCUAAAAGCUUAUCAGAAGCUGAUUCACAGUUUAAAGAGUACUGCGAAAAACUUGGCAUUGAGAAGAAAUUAUCAGGUCCUGAGAAAUUAAAAAAGUUAAGGUCGCUCGAUGUCAACACCUUAAUUGAGACGAUUCCAAAAAUGAGAUUGCAUACAUUUCGAGCUGUUUCUGAUGAUGAUUUUGUAUCCUCGAGUCUACUACAUGAUUUAUACAAUGGUACAUAUGCGAGAAUGUUAUCCAAGAGGGCCGUAAGAGUUAUGAUAGGUGAGGUCGAUAAUGAGCCUAUCUUAUAUUCCUAUUUGAACUCACCGUGCACUAGAGCUGAUCUCUCCAUUCAGCUAGAGAAUUACUAUCCAAAAAACACAAUAGCAACACUUAUUAGUCUUUACUAUCCGAAGGGAAUUGAUGAAAAUUCACCGUCGUUUAAAACAGAUUUAAGAGAAUUGUUUGGUCAAAUAAUUGCAGACACUCAGGUCUAUGCUAGCUCUAGAGGUUUUCUAAAUAAUAUUACAAAGCACAAUCAUUACUCUAAGGAUAAUAUAUUUCGUUACAAGGUGUCUUAUGCUCCUCAGUUUGUGAGGGAAAUGUAUGAUAAAGAGGGUAUCGAUGGUGUGAUUCAUGGGGGAGAUCAAAUACUUUGGUUUUAUGCAAUCCAUAACGGGGUUCGCGGCGAAGAGGAAACAAUCAUAAGUGAAUUUAUAAAACCAUUCGUCCAGUUUAUUUAUUUGAAAGACAUCGGAGCUGAAUGGGGAACUUCGGACAUUGAACUGUUCAGAUAUAUUAGUGCAAAUGGAGAGAUUUACACUGAAAAAGACACUUAUUGGAAUGAAGGAAUAAAAAAUGCAAGCAGGAUUUAUAAUGCCCAGCUUGUUAAAUCAAAAUCUUCUUAA
Molecule: messenger RNA, 1662 nt
Organism: Priceomyces carsonii
Lineage: Eukaryota; Fungi; Ascomycota; Pichiomycetes; Serinales; Debaryomycetaceae
Exons: 1
Coding region: 1-1662 (553 amino acids)
Molecular function (GO): serine hydrolase activity
Source: RefSeq, a predicted model, not a curated record